UCUCUCGAUCUGUUUACUCCUCGCGCUCGGUCCCCAGCGGUGGCUGCGGCAGCGCUGAGUGGGUGGCAGCAGCGGCAGCAGCAGCUGGGCCGGCGGCGCAGAUCGGCACUCCGCGCCAGUUCCCCGCAACACCAUCCCGCCUUCGCUCUUUCCAACGUAGCCCCGCUGCGGGACUAAGGCAGAGCAAGAGAAAAGAGUUCAUUAGUUAGUGGGUUCGUUGGGGAGGGCCAUGAAAACGGAGAUCUCCACGGCUGCGGGCUUCAUCACCCGCCUCCUCCGGACGCCCGGCGGCAUCGGCGACGAGGAGCUGCGCUGCUUCAGCGAGUCCCUCCAGGAGGCGCUACGAGACCAUUAUAAGCACCACUGGUUCCCCCUGAUGCCCUCCAAAGGCUCGGGAUACCGCUGCAUUCGGAUCAAUCACAAGAUGGACCCCUUGAUAGGAAAGGCAGCAGUCAUGAUCGGACUAAGCCACGAGAGACUCUUCCAGCUUCUGCCCAGCGAAUUAACUCUUUGGGUCGACCCCUUUGAGGUGUCCUAUCGGAUCGGGGAAGAUGGGUCUAUCUGUGCCCUCUAUGAAGGCCCUCAGCCAGCAGUGAAGAAUGCCAAAGCUCUUGAGAGCAGGAGCAGCUGUAAAGAGGAGUGGAGAAUUGGCAGAGCCAGCCCUUCCAAGAACUACAACAUGAUGACAGUUUCCAGUUAAAAAAAAAAAAACACAUUCGCUGUACAAUGAUGUAUGUAUGUAGCCCACUUUGAUAAUGAAGUUAGAUGAUGUAAUUGAUAUGUUGAUUUUCACCCCAUAGUCAUUAAAGUUGUAGUAGUACUGCCAAAUUCUUUGUUUUGUGGCCAAGGGCUAAUGUAUAAAAACAGUUCUUUAACUGUCUACUUUUUUCUGGAUUGUAUACUGUAAAUGAAAUUGUACAGUCAAGACGAUUGUUUUACAGAUUUAUAUUUUGGAAAAAAAUCCUUGGCUAUUUGUAAUAAAAAUGAAAUUAAAUUAA
Molecule: messenger RNA, 998 nt
Organism: Elgaria multicarinata webbii
Lineage: Eukaryota; Metazoa; Chordata; Lepidosauria; Squamata; Anguidae
Product: protein BTG1-like
Exons: 2
Coding region: 230-700 (156 amino acids)
Biological process (GO): negative regulation of mitotic cell cycle; negative regulation of cell population proliferation
Cellular component (GO): nucleus; cytoplasm
Source: RefSeq, a predicted model, not a curated record